This is a messenger RNA of Blepharisma stoltei, 1077 nucleotides long. The record is from the annotation of a GenBank genome assembly. NCBI's taxonomy places the organism in Eukaryota, Ciliophora, Heterotrichea, Heterotrichida, Blepharismidae.
AUGGGCAAUUGUUGUCAUCUAAAGUAAUAUUUAUAUAGGAAAUACAGCAGACAAACCACAUUAAAAAUCACCCCAAAUCGAGACAUGAAUGCUUGAAAUAAUGACUGAGGAAAUACAAUAGAAAAUAUCUUUGGAAAAGACCAAGAAGACUCAGAAGUCGACUUUUUGAUGAUUCCUGAAAUGAAAAUUGAUCUCCCAAAAAAAGAAUCUCCCAGAGUGGAAAACCCAGAAAAGCCACAUCCUUUAUAUUCAGGGUGACAUUAUAUGGAUGAAGAUGAGCAUGCUUCGUCUGCUUCAAUCUCAAUUGUUUCGAAUAAAUUGAAAGGCCAUCAUAUAGAGCAAGAAGAAGCGUCAACGUAUAGUCAUAUACAAGAAGUUUCAUUAAAUAAAACUUGGCAAUGGCAAGAAGAUUUGGGUAAUGAGAAUGGUGUUAAACAUAAUGAAUUUUAUGCCAAAAAGGUAAAGAAAACUUUUAAUGCGUCAGAAUCUAAAGAAACAAAUAGAAAAGAAGAGAUAAAAAAGAAUAAUAGACCAAAAUUGACUGAGCAAAGGCUGAGACUUAAUAGAAUUUCAUACGAUAAAGCUGAGUCUAGGCCGAAAAAAUGGGCAAGCAGCGAAGAGAGGCCAAAAGUGCAUGAUGCUUCAUAUGGAGAAGAUUCGUCACAUAUUCAAGACAGCAGCGAAGUAGGCCCUUUAUGGCAAAAUUACUCUUAUCAAGAACACAAGUCUCAUGAUCUGCUCAGCUUAAUUCUAAAAAGACAUCACUCGAAAUUAUCAAACUAUGAAGAAGACAAGCUUUCUCCGGGCUGCAAAAGCCCUGACGAAAAUAAAUUCAAAACCCCAAGUAUUCGCUCCUGAAACAACUCUCCAAAUCCUCCGAUGAGAAUUCCAAGUACUGACAAUAUCAGUGCUUCAAUUUCUUACAACAGACAAGAAUCGUCACUUUCCACCACUAAGCCUUCAUUUCGGCUGCCUCCUUAUCCUAAAAAAGGAGUUAUCAGCCCCAACUCUAUUUCCAAAGCAUUUCUCGAUGAUAACCAAGGCCGACGCACAAAAAGUGUUAAAAAGCAGCUAUAG